AAAUAUAACAAUAAAAACUAUAACCAGAGUCCAGUAACCAUAGUCUAUUUAGUUGGUGUAGAGGAAAGAUACAACACUAUUGUUUUGUGUUGAACUUUGAAAAGGUUUGCUUGUGGCUUUUCUGGUAUUAUUGUUGUUAUAAUAUAAAGUAGAAAACAUUUAAAUUACUAUUAAGAGAACGAAAUAAAUUAUUAUUUAAACUAUGUCGCAGAAUUCUGAAAAACCGCCAAAUCAAGAUGUUGUUGACCCAACAGGGCCCGCUGCAAGGAAAGGGAUUCUCAUAUCAUUUAGGACUGGAAAAACAAUGGAAAUACCUGAGAAAGAUAUCCUUGGUAGAUGCAGAUUCGUUGGCGAAUUCGAGAAACUGAACAGGAUUGGGGAAGGCACUUACGGCAUAGUAUAUAGAGCAAAAGACAAGUUAAAUGGCUCUAUUGUGGCUUUGAAGAAGGUGAGGAUGGAUGUUGAAAAAGACGGCCUGCCACUUAGUGGUCUCCGUGAGAUUCAAGUCUUAAUGGCUUGCAGACAUGAGAACAUUGUUCAAUUGAAAGAGGUUCUAGUUGGACGUUCUCUUGAGAGCAUCUUCCUAUCAAUGGAGUACUGUGAACAGGAUUUGGCGUCACUGCUGGACAACAUGACAUCACCAUUCACAGAGUCACAAGUGAAGUGCUUAAUGCUGCAAGUACUGAAGGGAUUAAAAUACCUACACUCUAACUUUAUAGUGCAUAGAGAUUUGAAGGUCUCUAAUUUGCUACUGACUGAUAAAGGAUGCGUAAAAAUAGCUGAUUUUGGCCUGGCGCGUUGGUUGGGUGCACCGGCCCGUAGUGCCACUCCUCGCGUCGUAACUCUCUGGUACCGCGCGCCUGAACUGCUUUUACAGUCGCCGCGCCAGACCCCAGCUCUUGACAUGUGGGCCGCGGGCUGUAUUCUCGGGGAAUUGUUGGCUAAUAAACCUUUACUACCAGGAAGGACUGAGAUAGAGCAGUUGGAACUUAUUGUGGAUCUGCUUGGUACACCUUCAGACGCGAUCUGGCCAGAGUUCAGUGCUCUUCCAGCUUUACAGAACUUUACUUUGAAACAGCAGCCCUACAAUAAUCUCAAGCAGCGAUUCCCAUGGCUGUCAGCCGCAGGUCUCCGGCUCCUUAACUUCUUGUUCAUGUAUGACCCCAAUAAGCGUGCCACGGCCGAAGAAUGUUUACAAAGCUCGUACUUCAAGGAACAACCACUUCCCUGCGACCCGAAGUUGAUGCCCAGCUUCCCACAGCACAGGAACAUGAAAGGACAGCAAAAGAGUUCCUCAAACCAGUUGAAUAUCCCGCUGUCAAACUUGAACACGGGUGCUAACGACCAAACCAACAAUCUGCCAGCUAUCUCUGACCUUCUAGGUGCACUAGUCAAGAAACGAAGGCUCGAAUGAUGAAAGUACAUGACAAAGACCACGUAUUAUUAUAACUAAGUAAGAUACUAAUAAAUUGCACAGAAAUAUUAAAA
Molecule: messenger RNA, 1488 nt
Organism: Spodoptera exigua (beet armyworm)
Lineage: Eukaryota; Metazoa; Arthropoda; Insecta; Lepidoptera; Noctuidae
Source: the annotation of a GenBank genome assembly